Aethina tumida (small hive beetle) is the source of this 1068-nucleotide messenger RNA. RefSeq names its product serine/threonine-protein phosphatase Pgam5, mitochondrial-like. The record is from RefSeq and is a predicted model, not a curated record. The coding region runs from base 143 to 994 and encodes 283 amino acids. Lineage: Eukaryota; Metazoa; Arthropoda; Insecta; Coleoptera; Nitidulidae. The transcript has 4 exons. Gene Ontology annotation, biological process: positive regulation of mitochondrial fission. Gene Ontology annotation, cellular component: mitochondrion.
AUACUAUUUAUUUAAUUCAUCUUAUUAAUAAAUUGCAUAUUAACCUUCUUAUAGGUUAUGUUCAAACAGUGUCAGAUUUGAAUGAGUGGAGAAGACAGGUUUGGAAACACUCGAAACGAUUUCUCCCGUUUUUUCACACAACAUGAAGGCGUUCACGACGGGCAAAAAACUCCUGUGGGGUCUGGGAGCGAUUUCCGGGGCAGCCGGCCUCUAUUUCAUUAAUGCUCCCGAGAAAAUCGUUCACAACUCAUGGACGACGAACUACGAGCCUAAUUUGAACGCAAAGUGGGACGACAAUUGGGACCAUCGUGAGCCCCAAAAUUUGGUGAAGCUGAGCCACAGGCACAAGGUGUCGGAAAUUGGAGACAACAACAACAAUGAGCUGUUGGAGAAGGUUACGCCGAAGGCGUACAGGCACAUAAUUCUUAUUAGACACGGCCAGUACAACUUGGAUGGUAGGACUGAUGAAGAUCGCGUGUUGACUAAAUUGGGUCGCUUGCAAGCCGAGUACACAGGUAAACGACUGAAGGAGCUGGGGAUUCCUUACACAGAUAUGGUUAAAAGUACCAUGUCCAGGGCACAGGAAACUGGCUCUAUUAUCUCAGAGAUUAUUAAUCAAGACAACAAGCUGCCCAUCAGCCACUGCGAUCUUAUUAGAGAGGGAGCCCCGAUCCCACCUGAACCUCCAAUUGGAAGAUGGAAACCUGAAGUACAUUUUUAUCAGGACGGUUCCAGGAUAGAAGCAGGUUUCCGGAAAUACUUCCACAGGGCCAGUCCUAGCCAAGAGAAAGAUUCAUUCACACUUCUUGUUUGCCAUGCUAACGUUAUCAGAUAUUUUGUGUGCAGGGCUUUACAGUUUCCAGCAGAAGGGUGGCUGAGGAUAUCUCUGAAUCACGCAAGUUUGACGUGGAUCACGAUCACACCAAGUGGCAGAUGCAUUUUGAAAUUCCUUGGGGAUACCGGACACAUGCCACCAGACGUUAUAUCGUCCUAAACGAUCCCCAAGUGAUUAAUUUUGUAUUUUACACAGUAUUUUGUUACGUCAGAAAUAAAAACCCUUCAGGCCAG